CGACGAUGGCGGCCACCACUACCUCGUUGGCGCCAUUGGUAAUAGGUCUGUACGAUGUGCAGGCUUUCAAGUUUGGGAACUUCACGCUGAAAAGUGGACUCUCCUCCCCCGUCUACAUCGAUCUGCGAGGCAUUGUUUCUCGACCACGUCUUCUGAAUCAGGUACUAAGCGUCUUGUAGAAGGAGCUGUUAAUCCAGGAGAAACCUGUUUGAUCAUUGAAGAUGUCGUUACUAGUGGAUCUAGUGUUUUGGAAACAGUUGAAGUUCUUCAGAAGGAGGGCUUGAAGGUCACAGAUGCCAUAGUGCUCCUUGACAGAGAGCAGGGAGGCAAGGAGAUGUUGGAGGCGUGUGGCAUUCGUCUCCACUCAGUGUGCACAUUGUCCAAAAUGCUGGAGAUUCUUGAGCAGCAGAAAAAAAUUGAUGCUGAGAUGGUCGGUAAAGUGAAGAAAUUUAUUCAGGAGAAUGUUUUCGUGCCUGUUAAUCCUAACAGUUCUCUCCCUUCUGUAAAGAAAGCACCCAAAGAACUCAGCUUUGGUGCCCGUGCAGAGCUGCCCAGGAUCCACACAGUUGCAUCAAGCCUUCUUAGGCUUAUGCAAAAGAAGGAGACCAAUCUGUGUGUGUCCGCUGAUGUUUCUGAGGCCCGAGAGCUCUUGCAGCUAGCAGAUACUUUAGGACCCAGCAUCUGUAUGCUCAAGACUCAUGUGGAUAUUCUGAAUGAUUUUACUCUGGAUGUAAUGAAGGAGUUGACAACUCUGGCAAAACGUCAUGAAUUUUUGAUAUUUGAAGACCGGAAAUUUGCAGAUAUUGGAAACACAGUAAAAAAGCAAUAUGAAGG
Orycteropus afer afer is the source of this 834-nucleotide messenger RNA. Lineage: Eukaryota; Metazoa; Chordata; Mammalia; Tubulidentata; Orycteropodidae. The record is from RefSeq and is a predicted model, not a curated record.